Anneissia japonica is the source of this 729-nucleotide messenger RNA. Its product is annotated as fibrillin-1-like. The coding region runs from base 70 to 729 and encodes 219 amino acids. NCBI's taxonomy places the organism in Eukaryota, Metazoa, Echinodermata, Crinoidea, Comatulida, Comatulidae. The record is from RefSeq and is a predicted model, not a curated record. Gene Ontology annotation, molecular function: calcium ion binding. The transcript has 6 exons.
GGAAAUGCAACAUGCAAGAAUGAAACUAUUUGUGGCCCUGGAAUAUGUUACGUUUUAGAUGGAAAUUACAUGUGUUCGUGUAACAACGGUUUUGCCUUUGUCAAUAAUACAUGUAUAGAUAUCAACGAAUGCGAUGGGAAUAAUUCAUGCGAAAUGGAAUGUAUAAAUACGUUCGGUGGCUACAAUUGCAGUUGUUCAAAAGGCUAUAAGCUUGACGCCAAUUUUAGAAAUUGCACUGAUAUUAAUGAAUGUCUAUCUGACGAUACAAAUAAUUGUUCAGGAGAUGCAAAUUGUGUUAACAUUGAUGGCGGAUUUAACUGCUCAUGUUCGAUAGGAUACAACGGGACUGGUUACGUAUGUGAAGACAUCAACGAAUGUGCCAAUCAGCCGUGUUCUAAUAACAGUAAAUGCAACAAUACAAUUGGAUCCUACACUUGUCGAUGCGUUGACGGAUAUAUACUAAAUGAAGGGGAAUGCGAAGAUUUCAACGAAUGUGUUUCGGCCGAAAGAUGCGAUAGUAACGAACUUUGCAAAAAUUUUCCCGGAGGCUUUGAAUGUGAAUGCAAGGCUGGGUAUACAAUAAAUGGAACAGAAUGUGAAGAUAUCAAUGAAUGUAAUGAAGACCCAUGUGAUGUAAAUGCGACAUGCGAAAACAGAGAAGGAUCAUUUCUAUGUUCUUGUAAUAAAGGGUAUUACGGAAGUUCACCAAUAAAUCACGAUACGGUGUAG